Messenger RNA from Brassica oleracea var. oleracea, 870 nucleotides. RefSeq names its product glutathione S-transferase T3-like. NCBI's taxonomy places the organism in Eukaryota, Viridiplantae, Streptophyta, Magnoliopsida, Brassicales, Brassicaceae. The transcript has 3 exons. The coding region runs from base 1 to 870 and encodes 289 amino acids. The record is from RefSeq and is a predicted model, not a curated record.
AUGACCCCGUAUGAGCCCGGUUCAUGCCAGGUGUCACCCACCCAUUGGAGACGCGUUCGCGAGUUCACGAGGAGGAAAGCGGAGAGAAAGCAUUUUCUCUCAUUUCUUAAAAAAGCUAGGGUUUCUCUCCGAAAGGCGAUUUUGGUGCGACGCAGACCGUUCUUCACUUUUCUCUAUCUAAUCGACGACAGAGUGUCUCCUCUACGAGCCCAGAUGGAUCCCGGGGAAGAUAGAAGAAAUACAAAGAGGAAAGAGGAGUACUACAACAGCAAGGAUCCGAUAGUUAGUAACCAGCAGAAGUUAGGGUCGUUUUGGAAUAGAAUAGCAGAGUACUUCAAUUCAAGCCCUCAGCUGAGUGGCUUCGCUCCUAGAGAGUGGAGUCAGUGUAAGCAGAGGUGGAGAAGAGUUAAUGAGCAGGUCUGUAAGUUUGUGGGAAGUUAUGAGGCCGAAUUGAAGGAACAAGCUAGUGGUCAAAAUGAGAACGAUGUCAUGAAGUCUGCCCAUGACAUCUUCUUUAACGACUACCAGCUCAAGUUCACACUCGAGCAUGCGUGGAGGGAACUGAGGUUUGAUCAAAAAUGGAGAUCAAACUCUGUUUCCAGAGAUGGUCCAAAGGAGAAAAGAAAGGAAGCUGCGGAAACAGAGCCUGAGUUGGAAGAGGUUAGGCCUCCUGGUAUUAAGGCUUCCAAAGCUGCGAAACGAAAGAAGCACGGGAAUGAAGCAGCUCUUGAUCAGAUAGAGAGCAUACUAGCUAAGAAAACUAUCAUAUCAAACCGGAAAAUCCUUGAUCGUCUCUUAGGCAAAAAUGCAGAUACACUUUCUGAUCAAGAAAAGACACUCAAGAAUAAACUGAUAUCUGAAAUGCUUUGA